Molecule: messenger RNA, 1680 nt
Organism: Lithohypha guttulata
Lineage: Eukaryota; Fungi; Ascomycota; Eurotiomycetes; Chaetothyriales; Trichomeriaceae
Product: putative NRPS-like protein biosynthetic cluster
Exons: 2
Coding region: 1-1680 (559 amino acids)
Biological process (GO): fatty acid metabolic process
Molecular function (GO): medium-chain fatty acid-CoA ligase activity
Source: RefSeq, a predicted model, not a curated record
AUGGCUGCCAUUAUACCAGAAGACCAUAUCUUACCAGCAUACGACGACCUACGUCUUUCCAUCACCCACGGCCCUGCUGACAAGCCACUUCUUGAUUUUAAGCUUGCUGAUUUCCUCGACUUUCAGUGUCAUGAGUUCGGUCUCCAGGAGUGCUUGGUGAUACCGUGGACCGGUGCAAGAUGGACCUACGACUUCCUGAAGCAGGAGAGCGUCAUGCUCGCAAAAGCUAUGGCAGCUCAUGGGAUUCGACCUGGUGACCGAGUCGGUAUCAUGGCAGGCAAUUGUGAGCAGUAUGUCGCGGUCUUCUUCGCGUGCAUGAGAGUAGGAGCCAUUCUGGUCAUUCUUAACAACACUUACACCAUGUCGGAAGAUACCUAUGCCCUCGAAUUUACUGAAUGCCGCAUGUUCUUCACCACACCCACGAUUGGUCGCCAUGACAAUCACCGACUGCUCAGUGCCCUGGCACAAAAGGGCAGGACCGAAGAUGUGGUUAUCCUUCGAGGCUUCUCAGGAGAUUUCGUGCCCUACAUCAGCUUGAUUGAGAAAGGAGCCUCUAUGGACGAUCUCCUCCUCAACGAUCUCAACACACGCUUUAGCAACCACGAUGUGUGCAACUUACAGUUCACAAGUGGUACGACCGGCCAUCCAAAAGCAGCAAUGCUGACCCAUCAUUCCAUCCUCAACAACAGUCGGUUUAUUGGCGAUCGUCUGAAUCUCACUGACGAAGAUGUACUUUGUUGUCCGCCGCCCCUCUUCCACUGCUUUGGCCUGGUCCUCGGUCUACUGGCAACAAUUACCCAUGGUGGCAUAAUAGCAGGCGCACCUGUUCCUCGACACUUAAUGGAACUGCUCGUCCACGAAUUUGGCAUGAUUGAAUUUACCUCCAGUUAUGGACUAACUGAAGCUUCCCCGACCUGUUUCAAUGCAUAUCAUACCGACGGUAUCCGCAAAAAGUUGACCACUGUGGGCAGCCCGAUGCCAUAUUUGCACGCCAAGAUCGUAGACCGUUUCGGUCGAGUUGUACUGAUUGAAACACGUGGUGAGCUCUGCAUAGCAGGAUACCAACUGCAGAAAGGAUACUGGAACAACCAAAGCAAGACCGACGAAGUAAUGAUUCGGGAUGAGAACGGUGUGCUCUGGCUACACACUGGUGACGAAGCGGUGAUGCACGAAGACGGUAGCGUAACAAUAACAGGCCGAUUCAAAGACAUCAUCAUCCGAGGCGGAGAAAACAUCUACCCUCUGGAAAUCGAAGAAAGACUGGUACAGCACCCCGACAUAGAGCGUGCGAUUGUCGUUGGCGUCAAUCACAACCGAUACGGAGAAGUAGUAGCCUGUUUCCUACUACGAUCUCCAAUGUCAAUUCAAAUUGAUUCGACAACGCCCGCAUCCGCUGUCAGCGAAGCUAUAGAGCGUGGCGAGCCCGAGGCCGCUACACAGUCGAUCCUCAAAGCGUCAUCCUUAUCAUCGCCGAGACAAAACAGCCUAGAUGACGAGCAGGUCCGUGACUGGGUCCGACAGACGCUCGGAAGACAUAAAGCUCCCGCGUAUGUAUUCUGGCUGGGUGAAGGUAACGUGCCUGCAGACGUGCCAUUGACAGGAAGUGGCAAGGUGAAAAAGUAUGAGAUGAAGAAGCUGGCGGAGAAGGUUAUUGCCAGGAGGGAAGGUGCUAAAAUGUGA